GCAGCCUGACGCUGCCUGAGGGCAACAGCUCACGUUAUGCAUGCGGCCUGAGGCCCGAGGGGAAGGAGGCAGCGAACACAGGAAAGAGCAAGAAAGCGGGCGGAUUGAAAGGCGGUGGAAAGAAGACGGGGACUGUUACAGACCGCUCCAUCCUUUGUGCUAGUUGCAGGGCCGAGGCUUUGCAGACAGGCUGCUCGCCAGCUGUGCAGCGAGCAAGUUUCCCGCAGCCUGACGUUCUUCGCUGCAUUCUGCUGAUCAGAGCCCUGUCUGCAAUCACACCGCUUCCAAGAUGAGCUCCCAAAAAUCUCUGGGCGACUUCUUCCAGCUGCGGAAGCCCCGUGGGGCCGCCGCUGGCGGCCGGAAACAGUCGAAGCUCAGCCAGAGCAGCCAGGCCGCCAGCCGGGAGGAACAGAAAUCCGCUCAACCGGCAAAUGAUGGGUUUCUUGAGGCAGAGUUGGAUGUGCGGCAAGCGACAGGGAGGGAGGGGGCGAGCUUGGGGUCCGUGGGGGCAUACGGGCUGGAAGCAAGCGACGAGGACGAGGUAGACCCCGCGGAGCAGAUGCUUCGGGACUUCGAUCUCGACUACAAGUUCGGGCCGUGCCUAUCCACCACGCGCUUAGAGCGGUGGGAACGGGCGGAGCGUCUCGGGCUCCAUCCCCCUAAAGCAGUGAAGCAACUUUUACACGCCGGAGAGAGGAACGAGUGCCUGUGGGCCGGACGAGUUUGAGUUAGCGUGCUUCGGAUUGUCUGUACAUAUGCUGCUUCGCACCAACUUUCAUACGAGCUUGCUUGAACAUGGAUUUGGGUAUUCCACAAACUCUUUUGCGGAUCUAGUAUUUUGCGCACUUAUCAAAGAAAACUCUGACCCUUGAUUCGUGUCUAACAAACCGUUGAAAGCGCAUUGAAUCCAUGUGAGCACACGAAGUUGCGUAUAAUGCUAUUAAUGCCUGAUAUAUUGCGUCAGCUGCAAAGUCACGUAUAAGUCAAACACCGU
Molecule: messenger RNA, 994 nt
Organism: Klebsormidium nitens
Lineage: Eukaryota; Viridiplantae; Streptophyta; Klebsormidiophyceae; Klebsormidiales; Klebsormidiaceae
Source: the annotation of a GenBank genome assembly